This is a messenger RNA of Heterobasidion irregulare TC 32-1, 1832 nucleotides long. RefSeq names its product cytochrome P450 monooxygenase 12 (gene cyp12). NCBI's taxonomy places the organism in Eukaryota, Fungi, Basidiomycota, Agaricomycetes, Russulales, Bondarzewiaceae. The record is from RefSeq and is a predicted model, not a curated record. Gene Ontology annotation, molecular function: monooxygenase activity; iron ion binding; heme binding. The transcript is spliced from 11 exons. The coding region runs from base 134 to 1690 and encodes 518 amino acids.
GUAGCAAGCGCCGGUAUCUCAUUUACGUUGACCAUAGACUUGGCGACGUUGCGCUAUUCCAUCAUCAUAUAAAACCCCGCAUGCAACCCCGCCAAUACCCUUCUCCUUUCCACCAACCCAUUGUCGUCGCAUCAUGCUGGAAGGAAUACUACCUGCCCCUCUGGAGUCUUAUGCGCCUCUUCUCGCUGCCGGCGUAGCGAGUGUCGCGGUUUUCAUCGGGCUGUGGACUCGCAGGUCCCGUCGUUAUCCCCUUCCCCCCGGACCGAAGUCAAGCUGGUUUGGAAAGGUGAAGAUGCCUAAUGCUCCUCCCUGGCGGACAUAUUCGAGUUGGCAAAGUAUAUAUGGGGACAUCAUUUACAUCUACGCAUUUGGAAACCCUAUCAUCAUUCUCAACUCGGCCAAGGCGGCGAACGACCUGUUGGAUAAACGUAGUGCCAAAUACUCUUCUAGACCGGUGCGCAUCAUGGUACAAGAAUUAAUGGGUUUGGGGUGGCUCUUCUCGUCAAUGCCCUAUGGAAAUAACUGGCGCAAACACCGUGCACUAUUCCAGAAGCACUUCCACUCCAAUGAGGCAUCCACACACCAGCCCACGCAGAUCGAAGAGACUCAUGCCUUGCUGCGCAACUUGCAUCGCAGCCCGGACAAACUUGCUCACCAUCUGCGAAGGAGCUUCGCCGCGUUGGUCAUGAAGAUCUCCUACGGUCACCAGAUUGAAGAAGAAGGCGACAUGUAUGUCGGUUUGGCCGAUCAAGUGUUGGGCUCCCUCUCGCGCGCAGGACUCUAUGGCACAUACCUGGUGGAUUACAUCCCUCUUCUGAGAUACGUACCAGCAUGGAUGCCAGGUGCGGGCUUCCAGAAACAAGCGAGGGAAUGGCGCAAGAACUCCCUUGCUAUGAUCAACAAACCGUAUGAGAUGGUCAAGCAAAAGAUGGCGUCGGGCACCGCGGUACCUUGUUUCACCACCCUGGAGCUGGAGGAAUGGAACAGAACAGGACAGGAUGCGGAACAUGAAAUACUGAUCAAGCAGGUGGCUGCAAUUUCUUACGGAGCGGGAACCGAGUCGAACCUGUCUGCUCUGCUAUCGUUUUUCCUUGCUAUGAUGGUCCACCCCGAGGUCCAGCGCAAGGCUCAGGCUCAGAUAGACAGUGUGAUUGGGCCUGAUCGUCUCCCUGAUUUCUCCGACCGCGACCAAUUACCCUAUGUGGACGCUAUCGUCUGGGAAUGUUUACGCUGGAACCCGUCUCUGCCCUUGGGUGUCGCGCAUUAUACGACUGAGGAUGACGUUUACGAAGGAUACUACAUUCCCAAGGGAACGACGGUCCUAGCAAACAUCUGGAAUAUUCUACAUAAUCCGGAAGUAUACCCUGACCCAUCGUCAUUCAACCCGGAUCGCUUCGAGGAUCCGAAGAAGAGCGCGGAGACUGGCAUCAACAUAUUACCGGACGAUGCAUUUGGCUACGGAAGACGGAUGUGCCCUGGUCGCUGGCUUGCCUUUGACACUUUGUGGAUCACCCUCGCCUCCAUUCUCGCCGUAUAUGAUGUCCAGAAGCCAGUCGAUAAGGACGGUAAUAUUAUCGAACCCGAAGUUGGCUUCACGUCUGCUUUGUUCAGCCGUCCAAAACCUUACUCGUGCAAAUUAGUCCCUCGCUCCGAAGCUGCACUGGGCCUGGUUCUGCAAACCAAAGACUAGUGACCCUUUUGAGUAUUGUGUCUUUUUUGUCGAACUCUUGUAUUCUAGUUAGAAGUGUUGUACGACUGAGAGCAAGUUGAGUGGCUAUUGACAUCCUACGGAUUCCUGACGUUUCGUUGCAUUCAUUGAUCAAGGUUUCAUG